Cladophialophora immunda is the source of this 1057-nucleotide messenger RNA. RefSeq lists its product as uncharacterized. The record is from RefSeq and is a predicted model, not a curated record. Gene Ontology annotation, biological process: fatty acid catabolic process. Lineage: Eukaryota; Fungi; Ascomycota; Eurotiomycetes; Chaetothyriales; Herpotrichiellaceae. Gene Ontology annotation, molecular function: 2,4-dienoyl-CoA reductase (NADPH) activity. Bases 1 to 936 code for a protein of 311 amino acids. The transcript has 5 exons.
AUGGUAGCACCCACUCGCUCAGACACCCUCAGCGACAGCUGGAGGGAUGGUAUCUUCAACGGCAAAGUCGUCUUCUGCACCGGCGGAGCAGGCGACAUUUGCAGUGGCCAGGUGAGGGCCAUGGUCUUCUUGGGGGCGGACGCUUGCAUCAUCGGUCGCAACGUCCAAAAGACGGAGAGCAUGGCCAAGAAUCUGGCGGCGUCCCGGCCAGGUGCUCAAGUGCUCGGUUACGGGGGUGUCGAUGUUCGAGACUACAACAGUCUCCAGAGCGCAGUGGAUCGCUGUGUGGCCGCCUUAGGAGGCAUCGACUUCGUCAUUGCCGGCGCGGCGGGAACCUUUCUGUCGCCCAUUACUUCGCUCUCCCCCGCGGCGUUCAAGGCCGUGGUGGACAUUGAUCUCGUCGGCUCGUAUAACACCCUGAAGGCCACACUGCCUGCUCUGGAGAAAUCGGCAUCGAAACAUACCCACGACGGAGGCAGAACCCCAGCCUCUGGCACCGGUGGCAGGAUCAUCUUCAUCAGCGCGACUCUUCACUACCGAGGCACGGCGCUGAUAACGCAUGGCAGCGCCGCAAAGGCCGGCGUCGACACUCUGUCCUCUUGCACCGCCAUCGAAUUCGGGCCGCGGGGCAUCACGUCCAAUAUCAUCGCACCAGGGCCGAUCGCUGCAACCGAGGGCACAAUGCGGCUGAUGCGGUUGAAACGGGGCGAGAAUCCCAUGAAAGGCAUUCCCGCCGGCCGAUGGGGGACGGUCAAGGACGUGGCCGACGCGACCAUCUACCUGUUUGCUGACACAGGCAGCUAUAUGAAUGGAACCAUCAUCGUUGUCGAUGGAGGUCACUGGAGAACCCAUGGGGCAAACGACAAUGCCGACUUUCCCUACCCGAAUUUCCUGUUAUCGAGGAACAUCACCGGCGUCGGAGAUGCCAAAUUGUGACUUUUCCGGGCGUUGUUGAUCUCGGGUAGCUUUCCUCUUGAAAGGGGCAUGUCUCAGUGGCGGCCGUUGUGGAGCUACGGAUGUAGUAUUGUACGUUGGCGUUGAUUCUCGGAUUUGCCAC